GCUGCAGAACAAUCGUUUAAGAAAAUGAUGAAGACUGUGAUCCUUGUCUUGGCCUUAGUAGCCAUUGCCGCCUGUUCUUUGGACGUCAUUCCCCACUACAGCCACCAUGGUCACGGACACGGAAUCAGCGCCAGAUACUUCAAGAAGGCACAAGGACAUGGUUAUGGAGGAUAUGGAUUAGGAUAUGGUGGAUAUGGAUAUGGCGGUCUUGGAUAUGGAGGUUAUGGUCUUGGAUAUGGUGGCUAUGGUCUCGGAUAUGGCGGAUAUGGGUAUGGUGGACUUGGAUACGGUGGUCUUGGAUAUGGUGGUCUUGGAUAUGGAUACCUUUAAGAGGAAAAACGACCUACACUUACGUGAAAAGCUGCUACCUGCUUUAACAAGACAAAUGGAAUAUGGUACUUUUAUAAAGGGCAUUGAGAAGCCAGAAGACAAUGCAAAUGUAAAGAAC
Messenger RNA from Argiope bruennichi, 448 nucleotides. Its product is annotated as neuropeptide-like protein 30. The record is from RefSeq and is a predicted model, not a curated record. The transcript has 3 exons. NCBI's taxonomy places the organism in Eukaryota, Metazoa, Arthropoda, Arachnida, Araneae, Araneidae. Bases 25 to 330 code for a protein of 101 amino acids.